This is a messenger RNA of Morchella importuna, 831 nucleotides long. RefSeq lists its product as uncharacterized. Gene Ontology annotation, biological process: vesicle-mediated transport; intracellular protein transport. Gene Ontology annotation, molecular function: GTPase activity; GTP binding. The coding region runs from base 1 to 831 and encodes 276 amino acids. The transcript has 2 exons. The record is from RefSeq and is a predicted model, not a curated record. NCBI's taxonomy places the organism in Eukaryota, Fungi, Ascomycota, Pezizomycetes, Pezizales, Morchellaceae. Gene Ontology annotation, cellular component: cytoplasm.
AUGGUUUCUACUUCCUCCUCUUCCACCACUAGCGACGAUGCUACAUCACCCCCAAGAUGUUUGCUACUAGGACUCGAGGGAAGUGGGAAAACGACUUUCGUGAACAGGAUAAAGACUGGGGAAUACAUAGACACGGAGCCCACGAGCGAUUUUCUCGUGGAAGAGGUUGUGGUCAAUAAAAAAGGCGAGACGAUAACCUUCAUCGAGGUUGGCGGCACAAACCGUCGAGGGAUUCGGCUUCAAUUUCUUAAGGCCAUGCCAGGCCAGGCAAUCUCAAUUCUCUUCUUCAUAGACGUCACUUCAAGCCCCGAGGCUCUUCAGAAGGCAUUCGAGGAGCUUGUGUAUGUCAUAACGUAUACGCAAGAGCGUGCGUGCUCGAUCCACUAUCUCGGCGUUGUUCUCAACAAGCAGGAUCUUCUCAACUCGCCCCCAACUAGUCUGUCAGGAAGGACGAGAAAGAAGAGCUUGAGCUGGGGCACUAAGAAACCUGUACAGCAAAAACAGCCGCGAGUUGAUCUGGACCUAGAGAGAUAUGUGGCGAUGGAAGUUAUAGAAGGGGAAGAGAAUGAACGUAUGGAUAGCCAAAGCGAGAUUGUGAAAUGGAUUCAGAAGGAGACCCGAGACGCAAUCGAGAAACACAAACUCGCCCAGCCGGAGGAACUCGACUUCUACUCCGAACUACUCUAUACCGGCCCAGAUGGGAAAGGAAUUAGUAUGAAAAGAGGAGACGGAGUGCAGGAAGUCUACCAUAGGCUGGUGCAGGGAAUGAAGGCUGGAAGGGAAAGGCCAAGUCUUUCAGUGCUGGAAAAAAUAGCAGAAGAAAAGUUAUAG